UUCUGACCUCAUCGAACCCCUAGUAUUUGUGGGCUAAUUAAGUUUCAACUUUGUGCCUCUUUAGUCCAAAAAACCAAACCCCACACUUCACUUUUUCCCUCUAUUUAAUCCCCCUUACCCCGCUCCCAUUUUAGCUCAACUCACUUCCCAAACUUCUUUACUCCUUUAGUGCAUAAAGUCUUACACUAAAGGAACCAAACAUGUCUCACGUUGUCUACCUUGUCCUAACCAUUUCCUCUCUUCUUUUUUACUCUUCCUUUGCUCAUCCCCAUGCCGGGCAAGGUUGGACAGAAGCUCACGCCACCUUCUACGGUGGUGGCGACGCCUCUGGCACUAUGGGAGGGGCAUGUGGGUAUGGAAACUUGUACAGCCAAGGCUAUGGUACAAACACGGCGGCAUUGAGCACGGCGCUGUUCAACGGAGGGUUGAGCUGCGGGGCGUGCUACGAGAUGCGGUGCGUGAACGACGCGAGGUGGUGUCUUCCGGGGUCAAUUAUUGUGACGGCCACCAAUUUCUGCCCACCAAACAAUGCGCUGCCAAACAACGCAGGAGGUUGGUGCAACCCUCCCUUGAGGCACUUUGACCUUGCUCAGCCUGUUUUCCAGCAAAUGGCUCACUACAAGGCUGGAAUUGUCCCCGUUUCCUUUAGAAGAGUACCAUGCCGAAAGAAGGGUGGAAUCAGAUUCACAAUCAACGGUCAUUCUUACUUCAACUUGGUUUUAAUCACCAACGUUGGAGGUGCAGGAGAUGUUCAUGCAGCCUCAAUCAAAGGGUCUAGAACUAAUUGGCAAUCUAUGUCAAGAAACUGGGGGCAAAAUUGGCAAAGCAACUCUCUCCUCAAUGGUCAAAGCCUCUCCUUUAAGGUCACCGCCAGUGACGGCCGAACUGUCACCGCCCUCAACGUGGCACCUCCUAAUUGGUCGUUUGGCCAAACUUACACCGGUGGCCAAUUUUAAUACAUAAAUAUCACUAGAAAAAAAAAAAAAAAA
Messenger RNA from Chenopodium quinoa (quinoa), 989 nucleotides. RefSeq names its product expansin-A10-like. Lineage: Eukaryota; Viridiplantae; Streptophyta; Magnoliopsida; Caryophyllales; Amaranthaceae. The transcript has 3 exons. Gene Ontology annotation, cellular component: extracellular region. Gene Ontology annotation, biological process: plant-type cell wall organization. The coding region runs from base 201 to 956 and encodes 251 amino acids. The record is from RefSeq and is a predicted model, not a curated record.